Messenger RNA from Tyto alba (common barn owl), 2768 nucleotides. It is a transcript of the gene VSIR, whose product is annotated as V-set immunoregulatory receptor. Bases 100 to 1029 code for a protein of 309 amino acids. The transcript is spliced from 7 exons. Gene Ontology annotation, cellular component: plasma membrane. Gene Ontology annotation, biological process: positive regulation of regulatory T cell differentiation; negative regulation of CD4-positive, alpha-beta T cell proliferation; regulation of immune response. The record is from RefSeq and is a predicted model, not a curated record. NCBI's taxonomy places the organism in Eukaryota, Metazoa, Chordata, Aves, Strigiformes, Tytonidae.
CCUGUGUGGGUGCGAGUCCGGCCGCCGCUGCGGGGCUGCUCAGUGCGUGCGGGUGGCUCAGCAGAGAUCGAGCUACCCCCCCGGCCACCCCCGGCAGCGAUGGGGGCGACGUCCCACCAGGCUGGGCUGCUGCUGGCCGCGCUCUGCCUGCUCGCUUCCCACGGAGGGCCAGCAGCUUUCCUGAUCACCACCCCAUACUCGCUCUGCAUCUGCCCCGAGGGCCAGAACGUCACCUUGACCUGCCGGAUCAGCGGUCCCCUCGCCGACCGCCACGAUCUGCUCUACAAAACCUGGUACUACAGCAGCAACGGCGACCAGAGCUGCUCCGAGAAAAAACACAUCCGCAACGUCACCGAGAAGGAGCUGCACCACGACCUGGGCAGGCACCACGAGCCGCCGGGCAACAGCACCCAAAAAUCCCCUCUCGGGGGGCAAGGCAGCCACCACGGGGUGGAAUUUGUCCCUGACCACCACGGUGCCUUUCAUAUCGUGGUGAUGAACCUGACGCUGCAGGACAGCGGGAAUUACUGCUGCUACGCCGUGGAGGCCAGGCGAGAGCACGGCAAACCCCACACCCUGCAGGUCGCUCACGGUUUCGUGGAGCUGCAGAUCCAGCAAGGCAGAGAAGGGCUUCAGAACUGCACAUUUCAUACUGCCACCAGCAAAGAUAUCACAGCCGCCGCGCUGGCAACGGGCGCCUGCAUCGUGGGCAUCCUCUGCCUGCCCCUCAUCUUGCUCCUGAUUUACAAGCAGCGACAAGCCGUCAGCAGCAGACGUGCCCAUGAGCUCGUCAGGAUGGAAAGCAGCGCCCAGGGCAUCGAAAACCCCGUCUUCGAGGCGGUCCCCUCGGCGAGCACGGAGCUGCGGCCCCGACCCCAGCUCUCCUACAUGGCCACCCGGCAGCCCUCUGAGUCCGGCCAGCAUCUGCUCUCCGAGCCUGGCACCCCACUUUCCCCCCCCGGCCCCGGGGACUGCUUCUUCCCGACGCUGGAUCCUGUUCCCGACUCACCAAAUUCCUUCAAAGCCUAAAGACCCCGGAGGAAACCACAUCCCCCAGCCACAGCCGGGAGAGGCCAGGCCAGGCAACCACCACACCACGCUCGUCCAGCCGAGACCCCCCGGGAGGGCAGCGUGGCCACGGGCAAAGCCUUGAAAAAUGAAGCUGAACGCAGGAGCCCUGUCCUUGCCUCCUGCCCUGGCUCUGCCCUGGGGCUGGAAGUGAACCUCUCUUGUCUGGAUUUUGGUUUUGAACUCCCUAUUUCUAUGGAGAAGAACAUGGUUCUGUACCGCUCACAUUUCACAGACUAGCUGAAAAUUGGGGAUGCAGGGAAGGAAGGACAACCCACACCUGCAAGCGUCCCCAAGGAUUUCACUCAUUGCCAGGGGUUUAAGCUCUGCAACAUCAACCUGUUUCUGCAUCUCUGACUGAACAUCCUCUCUGGGAGCGGAUGGUGAAGUACUUUAUCCACUGUGAGACAAAACAGGGUCACUGGCCAACCUUACUACUACCUUUUUCUUUGCAAAACAGGAAGGGGAGAGGCUCCCUGCUGCUGAUGGAGCCCUCCUUCCCCACCAGCCUUUUGAGACAGCCACAGACUUACGAGGCUGCCGUGUUUUCAGCUGGACACGUCAGGAAGAGCCUUGUUUCUGUUGCAAUAUUAUCCUCGGCUUGGGAUCACCGGAAUAUUCCUUUCUGUUUGUUUUAUAAUCAGUGCUGAUUAAAAGAAAAAAAGGAUGUUUAUAGGUUUGGGGUUUUUUUUUUUUUUGUUUUGUUUUUUUGCUUGGUUUGUUGUUUUGUUUUUUUUUUUUUUUUUUCCUCAAUGCCUGUAAUUUAGAAAGUUCAUCUGGAGGGUGCUGGAGGAUGUUCCCAUUACGUGGCCGAGAGCCCCCGUGGAGAAGCGGAGGCACGGCAGCACGCAGUGGGCAGUGGGAAACGCUCCGGCUGGCUUCCCCAAACCCUCCUGGGGCCACCACGGCCAGAGCAGCCAUCCCCAGGGCCACUGCCUUCAGCCAUGCCAGAGGACCCUGCUAAAUCCUGGGGGACGUGGGUGCCCUCACAGCACCCUCCGUCCGAACGCAGCACCCCAGCAUCACUUAUCCAAAAGAAGCUGGCUCCAGCGUGACUCAGCCCCCAGCGAGGAGAUAAAAACCUUGUGGUAGACACUGAUACUCAAAGGGUGUGUUUGUUUUUUUGUUUUUUUUUUUUUCUCUUGCUUCUGUUUUUGUUGUAAAGUGGGGAAAAAAUUGCCACUAAGACAAACAUAAACAUUAGUCAUACCAAAACACUGUCAGACCUGAACAACAGCCGUACCAGGCAGCGUGCCUGGGCAGAGCAACCCCAGGACCACGCCGAAUUCUCACACUAGGUGUCUGGUGGAAACAGUGUUUGCCUCUGCAACGGGCUGGGGACACCCUGGAUUUGAUUAAUCCGGCUUUGGCUUCAGCAAGAGCAAGUUCAAGAUGGUCCGACCACAGGACCGGAUAAAGGAGAAGCCAGCAGUGACGCCCCCACCACAGAUUUAACUUCCUGAGCAUGGGAUCUUGUGCUUUAUUGCUACCCACGGCUCAGCCCCUUUCCCAGCUUUGCUGGGGAAGCUUGCCCAGUGCCUCCAGUGCUUCCCUCUCCCCAUCCCAGUGGCUGCAGCUGGAAAGGCACAUGGGGAAUUUGCCUGCCCCAGGGUCCUAACUGCUUUGAAACCUCUCCAGGUCCUUCCAUUUGCUAAUGAACGCACUGUUUGACCACGGAAUAAAGCUUUGUUGGAAACAGG